GCAAACAGCACAAAAUUCUCUGAGUUCUCGAAAUUGGUUUCCUGUGCUAUAAGAACUUAGGUCAAUCUGGCCAGCGGACAAUUUCAAAAAGCAAAAUGGCGGCCGACAGAAGAGAAUCUGGUCGAAUCAAAGAUGCCGCUACAAGAAAAAUUUUAGACACUGCGACAAGAAGAAGGCGUCAAAAAAGACAGCUGGAGUCGUUGGAGAAUGAUAACUUUCAGGAAGAUCCACACGCACACUUGACCGUACUACAAAACAAGAUGAGAAUACCAGCCUUCAAGGAUACAAUGGAAGAGAAGAGGAAGAAAAAGAAAACAAAAACUGGGGAACAUUUCAAACAGAGAUUUAAGAGAACAUUUGCAGUCCUUUUGGAAGAAGCUCAACAAGAGACAGAAGAAGGGCAGGAGUCGUAUGCGUCUGCUAAUGUCCCUCCAUCAAGAUUUCCAGAGAGACACUUUUGCUCUGUCUGUGGAUUUCCUUCUAACUACACAUGUGUAUCUUGUGGGGCGCGGUAUUGCUGCGUCAAAUGUCUUGGUACGCAUCAGGACACAAGGUGUCUAAAAUGGACUGUAUAAAGGCUCAUACAAGAAAGUUACAUGCACUUUAUACACCUAUUUUACAUAGUUGCACUCAACAGUCCAUGUGGUCUAGUUUACAAUGCUUCAUGGGUAUCACAUAGAUCAGGAAAUAAGCAAAAUCAGAUCUGCUUUAUAUGCCUAGACAGCUGAAUCAGUUCAGACAUGUGGGCUAUGACAACCUGAUCAUUCUGUGUGCAUCCUGAUUUCAAAUAGGUGUAUUACUUUAUGUGAGUGCAAAAAAGAAGUAAAAAGGAGAGUAUUGAAACCUCACCCACCAUCCUUGAAUCUACCCAACCUUCAUUCAGAGGCUUGGAUAUCACAAUUUGUGUACAGAGUGCUAUUAAAUGGAUAGCAGCUACUAUACAUGUCACUUAACUGCCUAAGCUGCAUAAAAACCUCUGAUGUUCUUCACUUGUAAAUAUGUUACACUAUCUUUCAUUAAAAAAAACAUAACAAGG
Molecule: messenger RNA, 1036 nt
Organism: Nematostella vectensis (starlet sea anemone)
Lineage: Eukaryota; Metazoa; Cnidaria; Anthozoa; Actiniaria; Edwardsiidae
Product: zinc finger HIT domain-containing protein 1
Exons: 7
Coding region: 96-575 (159 amino acids)
Biological process (GO): chromatin remodeling
Cellular component (GO): Swr1 complex
Molecular function (GO): nucleosome binding
Source: RefSeq, a predicted model, not a curated record